AUGGAUCUUCAUGUAUUUUUACAAGUUAUCGGCUGCGGGUUGUAUGAUCCAGAUCUCGACAAGCUUCUGGCGACUGGAUCCAACCCUCUUGUUUGCCAGGUGCCGGCGAACAUCAGAAAGCAACUCCUCGGGCCAACCACAUGCACUGGGGCGUCAAGGACGACACAAACCAUCCGCCGUGUCAUGGUUUACCUUGUGAAGAUGAAUCUUGUGACGAUGGCCGGUGAUUCAACAUCUGGACCUUCCGGAGAGACCGUUCACUUAGUCUACGAGGUGAAUCGAUACGCGCACGUGGACAGUUUCACGGCAGACCUUGAAGCAGACCCGCCCCGGCGACUUGCCAGCUUCGACCUUGCAGAACCUGGUUCUGUCGAUGCAUAUUGGGAGAAGACCAAGCAGCUUGUGAAGGAAUGGUGUGACAAGGUCCUGGGCGGGGCGAGAGGCGCAAGAGACGACGGAAGCUCCAGCGAUGAGAAGAGGCCCCUCUCUCGGCAGACUGCCCCCAACAUCCCCACCCCUGUGAAUGCUCCGCUUCCUGAGCUCUUCCGCCGCAAGAACUGGAAGAGCUAUCCAUGGCUCAGUCCGCAUCAGCGGGCCGCCCUCAACAAAUUCUACAGCGACCUUUGCUUCAGCACGGCACCCAGGAGACAGCGAGCUUCAGAGUCGCUCCUUUCCGAGGCGCAAGAUGUAAGGAUUGUUACGCCAAGAUCUGCCGAAGUAUCUGCCCUCAGCCGCCGAAUCAUGGUGCCACCUGAGCGGGUCGUGAAGUAUUGUCGGCAGCUGGUGGAGGUGGCUGGGCCUCACCCCUCCGGAGCCAGGGUGGAGUUCUCCCCGCUGUACGCCGUGCGGUACAAAUGUCACAAAUGUGGCCACCUCUGCUUUCUGAAGACGGCCAUCGCAGACCAUUAUUGGAAGGUUCAUUCUCUGCCCUUGCCUACAGAUGAGAGCCUUUUCUGCGAGCCGGAUUUUUAUGCACGGCGGCUGGAGCAGGCAAAGCCACCUAGGAACCCCGGCAUCAAGCGGUUGCGGAAAGUGCUGCCAAGCAAGUCCAACAAGCUCCACUUGGACAUGGGGGAACUCCGAGAGGAGCUGGCUGAGGUGGAAGACGAGAUAGAAGAUGUACAGUGGCUGCAGCUCUUGGCCACUGCUGAAUCGUUGGUUGGCUUGGAGCAACACGCCAAGGGCUUGCCGUUGACGCAGCGUCCAGUUGGCCCCUCGCAUACCAGCCCGUCGGUCACGUGGCCAAUGCUCGCCCGCCUUGCAGGCCUUCCGGAAGCAUACUGCCAGAAACGCAUCAGGGAGCUCCUGCAGUGCGACCCCAAGAACCAACGCUUGGUCAGCACCUUGCGAUCCGAGGAAGUCCAGAGUGAGCGCUCCGCACAUGCACAAAGUGCUGCGGGGAGGUCCGUCUCAAAGUGCCUGCUGCUCUCGCCCUACGAAACAUUCAUGUCCUGGUGGAAACUGGAGUUCUUACCUGCCGAUGUCCGAAGACUUGUCGACUCUGUUCUGAGGCAGUGGCAGGUGGCGUCUUUGGUCAGCAAGUACAAGCCGCGCAGCAAAGGAAGGAGGCUUCCAGACAACGUGCAUCCGAGUUUUACGUUGACUUAUGCCUGCAAAGUCAGGAUGUUUGGCAGAGGUGGGGACUUCACUCGCUUGCAAGAAGCGCUUGGGACGCUUUCAUCGACCAGUCCUGAAGCCUUGCAGGGCUACCGGAGCUUCGCGCCAGAGUCAUCUGAGGGGACCCACCUGCUGGUGCUUUCAGAUGCUGUGGCGUCAAACAGGGCGACCCUGAGAGCGGUGUGGGCUGAUUCAGAUUUCUACAGUCAGGCAAUCGGCAAGAGGCCGCCCUGGCAGAGUUCUCACGAGGAGGACGACGAAGAGGAGGAGCCGCUCCUUGAGCCCGAAGAUGAGAGAAGCGGCUCGAGGCCUCCAACGGGCAUCCAGUCCCAUCUGCAACUGACGAGUGACGAGCCCACACUUCAGUCGAUUCGAGUGGCUCUCGCAGCUCCCCGGAAGCCAGAAAGCUUCCUGAAGUGGCUCCUGGUCCCCGACGAAGAGCUUCCCAACAUGCUACCUGCCCCUGUAGAGCCGGUGGAUCCAAUGCGUUGCUUCUGCGAAACCAAGGACGCCGAGGCCGAGAACCGGCAAGAGGAUUCUGAGGAGGAGGAAGCCCAGGACGAUGACAUCGGAGGAGAUGCGCUGCCCAGCCAGAACCAAGCUGCAACUGAUAAAGGGGCUGGUAAAGCCCAACAUGCACCGAGCACGGCGCUUGAACAGGAUGAAGACCAGGAGGUUCUGGAUAUUUCAUUCAAAGAGUUUGCAGCAACGUUCCUGGACACGCCUUCCAGCGUGGGAGCAGGCUUGUGUUCGCGAGAACAAGAACUCCUCGAUGCCGCAGCUUUCGUCUUCAAAACCGUUCAUUCGAUAUCUUCCAGAGCACCAGAGGUCAAAGAGGAAGGUGACCUGACGGGACUUUUUGUUCUGCCAGGCGCCAGCACCUCUCAGCUCAAGGCUGCAUAUCAGGGCUUCCGAAGCCACCAAAGGGGCCCGAAGCGACUCAGGCGCUUGCAGCCUUCGCAGCCCAGGCCUCCCAGCCUGUCGUUGGUCCUGGCUUGUUUAGAGGAGUUGAGGCUCGUGGUUCCUUUUCCAUGCGGCCAGGAGUUUCGAGAGGUCCUUGCUCACGCUGCCGCCCCGUUCUGCGUUUCACAGAGCUCCUCUGAGCCUAAGGGGAGCCCUGAGGCCUCGGCUGAGGCCUCGGCCGCCUCGGCUGCAGCAGAACUUUUCAGUCACUUCGAUUUGGGAAGGCACUGGCUUUGGCCCUACUUGGAGCAUUGCUCGCUUCGCUGUCUCCGCCAAGCUGCGGCGUGUGUACUGCGAGCCGCUGGUCUCGACAAGGCAGCUGGAACACUGCAGGGAAGCUUUCUUCCUUGUCAACUGAUGGCUCCAUGUGCUUGGGUACAUGCUCGGGGGACGUUGAACGUACCGGUUCUGCGUUGCUUGCUGCUCCGGCUUCUCCAUCGACUGAUGAAGACACCCUUUGCAUCUGUUGCUGAGUUGGCGAAGGACUGCGGGGCGCAGGACCGGGGGCUCAUCGACGUCUGCGAGCUCUCCUUCCUCCUGGAGUUGGCGGUAAGGGCCAAAGUCGUGGAGAAGCGCGGACACGGCAGCAGUGGCUCUUCCGUCGAGGAGCCUGACCGCUACCGCUGUGUCCUGCUCCGCUGUGGUGCAGCCUGA
Symbiodinium sp. CCMP2592 is the source of this 3234-nucleotide messenger RNA. NCBI's taxonomy places the organism in Eukaryota, Dinophyceae, Suessiales, Symbiodiniaceae. The record is from the annotation of a GenBank genome assembly.